AUGCCCAAUGUCGUGGAACUGCUUGACAAAAUCCGAAAAGUAUUGCGCUUCCUGGUUGAGUGCUUAUCAUCAUGGAUUGCAAUGGGAAGACGGGACGAUCCCGUCAUGGUGAAACGCCUGAUUACCAUGGCUGUAACUGGUGUGGAAAAGAAGGACGCCAAUAAGGCCCUCGUAUACGUCAAGGGACAUGAAAAACGUGAAUGGUUGGUGAAUAUACUCAAUAGCGGUGACUUGACCGUUGAGACUCUGGAUGCCGAUUACGAAGAUAUAGAUUCAUUACAUAAUCUAGAUGUUACUAAUACUAUGCGAUGUGGAAAACAUGUUAAGAAUUGUGCUUUACAAAAUGUAUUUAAAAUAUACAACUGGUGGUCGCAACGUCAAAAGGAUUUGUAUCAAGUCUAA
Messenger RNA from Mycetomoellerius zeteki, 402 nucleotides. RefSeq lists its product as uncharacterized. The record is from RefSeq and is a predicted model, not a curated record. The transcript has a single exon. Bases 1 to 402 code for a protein of 133 amino acids. Lineage: Eukaryota; Metazoa; Arthropoda; Insecta; Hymenoptera; Formicidae.